Molecule: messenger RNA, 975 nt
Organism: Asparagus officinalis (garden asparagus)
Lineage: Eukaryota; Viridiplantae; Streptophyta; Magnoliopsida; Asparagales; Asparagaceae
Exons: 1
Coding region: 1-975 (324 amino acids)
Source: RefSeq, a predicted model, not a curated record
AUGCAACCCAAUUUUCAAAUGCCCUAUAUGAUGCAACCAAAUUUUGGCAUGCAAUACCCUUAUCUUCCUUAUGGGUAUCAACCAUCUCCUGGAAACAGCUAUGUUCCUUCCCAUAUGAACGUUCCAAAUCCGGAGUCGAGCCAGCCAACGACUCCUCGUUUCAGUAGUGGAUCGACAGACAUCCCAGAUUUUUCCACCCAGGUAUCUUUGGGAAAUGUUGGUGGGGAUACUCCCCAUAGUUUUCUACCUCCAACCCAACAAUCAGUCAAGAAAACUACUUACGAUACUUGGAGCACCGAAGACAACAUCCUUUUGCUAACUGGUUAUUUUCACGUUAGCAAUGAUAGUGAAUUGGGUAACAAUAAAAAAGGUGACACCUUUUGGGGUAAAAUUAAAGACUACGUGAAUGAGAACUCCAAUAGUGGGGAAAAAAGGACCGUAGCUCGAUGCCAGAGUCAUUUCCGUGACAUUAACAGAAAGAUAAGCAGUUUUGUUGGCUGUUACAGUACUGCUUGUAGAGAGAGGCGUAGUGGUUGGUCUGAUAAAAACUACAUAUCCAAGGUGGUGCGAAAUCAACCCAGAUAUAUGACUGGAACAAAUGCAUCGGGUAGUAGUGGCUCUAAAAGAAAGAGUAGUGGCGAAGAUGUUGAAUCCUCCAUUCCUACCCUUGUCCGUCCAGAGGGUAGGGAUGCAAGAAAGAAGAAAGUUAGAGCUUCCUCUAGUAAAUCAUCCACUUCAAGGAAAUCAAAAGUGGCAAUUGAAGAUGAGUUCUCCAAUCUAGCAUCUGUUCGUGAAAACUAUCAACAAUCUAUGGAAAGUACUGUUUCAGCGAUGUUGGAGUACGCCGCAGGUCAGAAACAAGCUGCUUAUGCUAAGAAGUUGGAGGUGUGGAUGAUCUUGAAGAACAAAGAAGAUCGUGAUGAAGAAGAUGAGUAUGUUUAUAACACGUUGAAGAAGGAUCUGUUUGAUCUUUAA